Molecule: messenger RNA, 2659 nt
Organism: Pseudoliparis swirei
Lineage: Eukaryota; Metazoa; Chordata; Actinopteri; Perciformes; Liparidae
Gene: st3gal2
Product: ST3 beta-galactoside alpha-2,3-sialyltransferase 2
Exons: 8
Coding region: 1-1485 (494 amino acids)
Molecular function (GO): beta-galactoside (CMP) alpha-2,3-sialyltransferase activity
Source: RefSeq, a predicted model, not a curated record
AUGUGCAGACAGAUGGCCUACAGGGGGCGCCGCAAGGGACGAAUUGGCUCUGACACAUUGUCCUCCAGCAGAGUGUGUGAGUGUGUGUGUUUUCACGAGUCUGAUAUCGUGAGUGACCUUGUGGUCCACGGUGUCGGUCAGGGGGUCGACCCGAUCACGCUGACCGGGUCUCGGUGGUCGCUGCGUAGAGGUGGUGGUGGGCUGUGGACAGUGGCAGGCCCCGGGGUGGGAGCGUGGCCAUGGGGGGGCCGCAUCCCGUCCUCCACCCUGCACCGGGACAGGCGCUGGGGCUGGGGGCUCUGGGGCGGGAGUUCAUCCAGGGUCCCCCCGAGGGUCUCCGAGCUCAGGCCGUGGCUGAGCGGGGGCACGCCCGCAGGAGGCGGAGGUAGCACUGUGGCUGGAGGCGGCGGGGCGGAGAAAGGAGGCACGGCGAGAUGCUCCCGCAGGGUCUGGGUUCUCCUCGGCUCACUGGCUCUCAUCUUCCUCACCUCUCUCUUCUUCUCCGUCUCGCUGCGCGGGGGCGUCGGCUUCAACUACCUGGAGCCGCCUGGGUGGGAGGAGUCGAGGCGGGUGAAGCUCGUGCCCAGCUACGCGGGCGCACGCAGGCCGUCGCCGGCCGAGACCUCGCAGCCCAAGACGUGCGCCUGCCCGCGCUGCGUCGGAGACCCCGGCGUCUCGGACUGGUUCGAUGAGAACUACGACCCUGAUAUCUCCCCCGUUUGGACCAGAGACAACAUCCAGCUGCCCUCUGAUGUCUACUAUUGGUGGGUGAUGUUGCAGCCCCAGUUUAAACCCCACAGCAUCCAGCAGGUGCUGCUGAGGUUGUUCCAGGUGAUUCCUGGAAGGUCGCCAUACGGCUUGUGGGAUCCAGGACGCUGCCUGCGCUGCGCCGUGGUCGGGAACUCCGGAAACCUCCGCGGGGCCGGAUAUGGGGCGACCAUUGACGGACACAACUACAUCAUGAGGAUAAACCUGGCCCCCACGGUGGGCUACGAAGAAGACGCCGGCAGCCACACCACUCACCACUUCAUGUACCCGGAGAGCGCCAAGAAUCUGGCGGCCAACGUCAGCUUCGUCCUGGUUCCCUUUAAGACGCUGGAUCUGGUCUGGAUCACCAGCGCUCUGUCCACCGGCCAGAUCCGAUUUACCUACGCUCCUGUGAAGCAGUUCCUCCGUGUAGAUAAAGACAAGGUCCAGAUCUUCAACCCAGCGUUCUUUAAAUACAUCCACGACCGCUGGACCAGGCAUCAUGGGCGCUACCCCUCCACUGGAAUGCUAGUCCUGUUCUUUGCCAUGCACGUCUGCGAUGAGGUGAAUGUGUUUGGUUUCGGGGCAGACAGCAGGGGGAAUUGGCACCACUACUGGGAACAGAACCGCUACUCCGGAGAGUUCAGGAAGACCGGCGUCCACGACGCCGACUACGAAGCCCAGAUCAUCCAACACCUGGCCAAGGCUGGCAAGAUCACUGUAUUCCCUGGGAAAUAACCAGCAGAUCGCCGUGUAUCUAAUGUUCCAACUCUGGUACUGCAACAGACACUAUAGAGGCUGCUUAGAACAUGUUAUAUCCUUGCAUUCUCCUACCUGCACCAGUUUGGGAUCCCAGGUUGAAAUGAAAACCAAAUGCUUGCAGAAAGCGAGCCAAACCCUUCACAGAGUGGUACCAAACAAUGCAAUUCCAUUCACUCCUCAUAUUGGAGAAUUUGCCCACCGGUGGAGGCUCGGAGAACAUGGAGGAACGGGGAGCAGGGAACAUGUAGAUCCUAACAUAGUUAUGCUCACUAGAGAGUCAUUGGCUCUUAGUCUUCAAGGUUGGUUUUACCACUAAUGGCCAGAGAAGAACUACAUAUCUCUUUUCCAGGAGCAGCUUCAACUCAGGAGUGGAAAACAAGCGAACGCUUGUCAGCAGGAAAACACAACCAAUCACAACAAAUACCGACAUUGAGCAGAGAGAGAGAGAGAGAGAGAUACAUCUCACUUCUGGACUCACAUUAGAUGAGUGCCUGACACUCACCCAUUACCACAAACACAGUAUGUGAUCUACUGAAAAGUCCACAGAAACGUCUCCGUCGGCUGUUCUACAGCACCGAGCACAGUGUCUUUAAACCUACAGUUCUUCACCUCCUAAGCACGGCGUACUAUCCUGUAGGCCUGCAGACCAGACUGACACGACGGUCUGAAGUCAAAGUGCUGGUGAACAUUUUGAGACUCGAGGACUAAUCUUCCAUCUUUUUCAGGACCCUGAGCCAUGACUACCUUGAGAAAGAAUUGAUCUUCUCAAGUCCCAUGCGAGGCCGAGUCUCACUCGCCACUAUCACAAGGGUCUUGUCUGACAGUGAUGUGUUGUAAAACGCUUGGUUAUAAGGCCAUAGACGACUGCUGUGACUGUCCUCCACACCUUGCAGCAGACACAGAACGAGAUCAAAGCUUUCGGUCACUGCAGCACGAGCAUGAGACUCGGCGCCUCUCAGCGUCUGUAGAGCCAUCUCACCUGGAUUUAAACACCCCGGCUAGCGUGCUAUAGCCCCCCCUCACAUACAGACACAGGGAGUGUUGGCUGUUACUGUGUGACGCUCUAAUGAGGCCACAGUAUUGGGUCCCCUUCUUUUCACCAUUUACCUCCUCCCCCUGGGCACAAUCCUCCGUCACCAUGGGGUCCAUU